Gracilinanus agilis (Agile Gracile Mouse Opossum) is the source of this 1498-nucleotide messenger RNA. RefSeq names its product secernin 2 (gene SCRN2). NCBI's taxonomy places the organism in Eukaryota, Metazoa, Chordata, Mammalia, Didelphimorphia, Didelphidae. Gene Ontology annotation, biological process: proteolysis. The coding region runs from base 84 to 1373 and encodes 429 amino acids. Gene Ontology annotation, molecular function: cysteine-type exopeptidase activity; dipeptidase activity. The transcript is spliced from 8 exons. The record is from RefSeq and is a predicted model, not a curated record.
GCGGAGAGGGUUCUCCGCCCCUCGAGCGCCGGAGGGCAGUCCGCGCAGGAGGACGGAGGCACCGCUUGGCAUACCUGAGAGUGAUGGCAUCUCCACCCCCGUCCGAUGUCCCCUGCUCCUGCGACUGCUUUGUCUCUCUUCCACCGGCUUCUGCCAUCCCUGCGGUCGUCUUUGCCAAGAACUCAGACCGGCCUCGGGAUGAGGUGCAGGAGGUGGUACUGGUCCCUUCGGGGACUCAUGCCCCAGGGAGCCGGAUCCAGUGCACUUACAUCGAGGUGGACCAAGUGGAAAGAACUCACGCUGUGAUCCUGAGCCGGCCAGCCUGGCUGUGGGGGGCUGAGAUGGGCGCCAAUGAACAUGGUGUCUGCAUUGGCAACGAGGCUGUGUGGACACAAGAGCCAGUGGGUCAGGAAGAGGCCCUGCUUGGCAUGGAUCUGCUCAGACUAGGAUUAGAACGGGGCAGCUCAGCCCAGGAGGCCUUGAAGGUCAUCACCAACUUGCUGGAGCAAUAUGGGCAGGGGGGAAGCUGCCGAGAGGACCCCACUCCCUUCUGCUACCACAACACUUUUCUGCUGGCUGACCGAAAAGAGGCUUGGGUGCUGGAAACAGCAGGGAAACUUUGGGCUGCACAGAAGAUCCAAGAGGGUCCCCGGAACAUCUCCAACCAGCUGAGCAUCGGCACAGACAUCACCGCUGAACACCCAGAGCUGCGGGCCCAUGCCCAGAAACAGGGAUGGUGGGAUGGGCAAACCACCUUUGAUUUUGCCCAAGUCUUUUCAUUGGUCCACCAACCUGUGCGCAUGGAGGCUGCCAAAGCACGCUUUAAGGCUGGCCGGGAACUCCUAAAGCAAUAUCAAGGCAGCAUCACAGCAAAGACAAUGAUGGGCAUCCUUCGGAAUAAGGAGAGUGGUAUCUGUAUGGAUUCUGGAGGCUUCCGAACUACAGCCAGCAUGGUGUCUGUCCUGCCCCAGGACCCCUCUCAGCCCUGUGUCCAUUUCCUCACUGCCACACCAGACCCCAGCAGGUCAGUUUUCAAGCCCUUUGUGUUUGGGUUGGGGGUGGCUCAGGCCCCCCAGGUCUUCUCCCCUACUUUUGGGGAUAAAGAUCCUGUCCGGACUCACCCACGAUUUCAGACCCAGGUGGACCGACGACACCCACUCUACCGUGGGCACCAAGUAGCCCUGGACCUUAUGGAGAGUGACCAGGAAGAAGGAAAGCAACUCCAGAAGAAACAGCAGGAUCUUGAGCAGGAAGGACAGGAGGUUCUGAGGAAACUACUAGCUGGGGAACAGUCUCUGUCUCCCCAGGAUAUAGCCAGCCUUUUCCAGGCCUUUGUGGAAAAGGAAAGCCAGGCUUAUGGCCAUCAACUAUAACCUCUCACUAGGGCCCAGAUGUCCUUGUUCAGGCUGCAGGAGAGUUGUUGCAUUUUAUUCCCUCAUUCCGAACUUUGCCCUGGUCUAAUAGUGCUGAUUCAAUAAACUUGUUUUCUGUUCCUUUA